Mytilus trossulus (common blue mussel) is the source of this 2986-nucleotide messenger RNA. RefSeq lists its product as uncharacterized. Lineage: Eukaryota; Metazoa; Mollusca; Bivalvia; Mytilida; Mytilidae. Bases 399 to 2750 code for a protein of 783 amino acids. The record is from RefSeq and is a predicted model, not a curated record. Gene Ontology annotation, molecular function: UDP-N-acetylglucosamine 2-epimerase activity. The transcript has 2 exons.
UUAUUAACCGCGACUUUCUGCCUGUUUAAGUUAGGGGAUGACCUAAUCAUGCAUGUUAUUACACAAGUCAAUUAUUGGUUACUUACAUUUGGACAUUUAGGAGAACAACACGUCAAGGUCUACUUCCAUAGAGUCAUAUAGGGUAGCGGGAGGAAAUAAACUUCAAGAACAGAUCACGUAUACUAAAGAGAGACAAAUAAAUCUGAUAAAAUCUACUAGCAUUGAAUGCCGAUGGCAAAGGACAGAACACAAUUGCAUAUUUAGGUUGAAAAAGCACUGCAGUUAUGUAUUACAUUGACAUAAAUUAGAAGAGGUUUGGUGAUUAAACAGUAAUUCGAAGCAAGCAUACAUUUGAUAUUUGAUGCAUAGUACAUGCACAUAUAUCAUAGGUGAAAAACAUGGCAGCUCGUAAAAUACAUUUGACUUUUAUUUUCGUUUGCAUUGGUUUAAUAGUUUUUAUCAAUUUAAAUUACUUGACAACACACUACAAUUAUAAAACUGGGACGCGAAACAAAAGUCAUAUACUUGACGAAUUUGAUGAAAAGCUAUUUUCAGCUUCGAAUGGAAACAUAAAUCAGCCAUUGGAUAAGGACACUCUAUCGCUAACAUCGAACAAAGAAAGUAAUACAUUUGAUGGGAAUUUGCAGUCCAAUAAUACUGGUUGGAAAUGUAAUCUGUUUAUCUUUUUCGGAACAAGACCGGAACUUAUCAAAUUAGUCGUACUAAUUCAAGAGCUAAGAGAAUCCACAAAUUGCAUCGCAAAAACUGUAUUCACUGGGCAACAUGUGGAAAUAAUCUCUCCGUUUCUCAAACUUUUUGAUGUAGAGAUAGAUAUCACAUUCAAACAUACACUACAAAAAGGCCAGUCGCUGAAUAGUUUAGUAGGCAAAAUAUUUUUACAGGCAAAUACACUUCAAUCGAACCCGAGAGACAUUUGGAUAGUUCAAGGUGAUACAACUUCAGCAAUGGCAAUAGCAAUAGCAGCUUUUCAUAAAGGAAUUCGAAUUGCUCAUGUUGAAGCCGGGCUCCGUUCGUAUGACAUGCAGUCUCCUUUCCCAGAGGAAUUUAAUCGUAAAACAAUCACAUCUAUCGCUACCUAUAACUUUGCUCCAACUGAACAAAAUCGUAGAAAUUUACUCUUUGAGGGAGUAGAUAGUUCUCGUAUAUUUGUAACCGGAAAUACAGUUAUCGAUGCAGUUAAGUACAUACAAUCAAGAAACCAGACUAAAAUGCCUAUUGAACUGAAAGGCUUAUCUAUUGAAAUGCUAGUCCUCUUAACAAUACACCGAAGAGAGAACAUGUCUAGAAUGACAAAAUUGUACAAUAUCAUAAAAUCUGUCGAUUGUCCGAAGUGUUUGUUUGUAGUGCCAUUACAUCCAAACCCCAAUGCUGCUAGACCUGCAAUACACAUUUGCAAUGUAGAUAAAAGAUUUCUUUGUACUUCUCCUUUAUCUUAUGAAGAACUCCACUGGGUUUUAAAAAAAUCAAAAUUCUUAUUAACUGAUUCUGGUGGACUGCAAGAAGAAGCAACAUGGUACAAUUUACCAACAUUGGUUCUAAGGAAUAACACGGAACGAGUAGAAUGUCUCAUGGAAGGUUUGUCGACUCUAGUAAACGAAGAAACUUUAUCUACUGCAAUGAACAGUUUGAUUUCAAACACAAAAAAUAAAAACGAAACAAAUAAAUAUCCUUAUGGAGAUGGCAAUGCUUCUAGAAAAAUUGUUAAUACACUUACUGCAAUUGAUCUGUCUAUACACAGCAUAAUUCAAAGGCCGAUCGAUUUCACACCACCAUCAAACCAUUCUAUCGCCGACUUCACACCACCAUCAAACAAUUCUCUUGCCGAUUUCACACCACCAUCAAACCAUUCUAUUGCCGAUUUCACACCACCAUCAAACCAUUAUAUUGCUGAUUUCACACCACUAUCAAACCAUUCUAUUGCCGUUGUUCUUCAAGUCUUUAAACGCGAAACUUUAGAUCAGCAGUUAAGUGAUGCAGUGUCACAAACACUACAGCCUUCUACAAUUGUAGUACUACAAAAUGGAUUCCAUGUCAAUGUAGCAGAAACAAUUAAAAUUUUCCGUAUACAAAAUCCAAAAAUAGAAAUCCAACAUAUUGCAUCAAGUAAGAACUUGCGUUUCCAUGGCAGAUUUCACAUAGCAUAUAUGUUAGAAGAGGAUUAUGUUUCUGUGUGGGACGAUGACUUAGAAAUAGGAAAAGAAUGGUUAAAGUAUUGUGUUGAUCUUUCUAAAACAUAUCACAAUGCCGUUAUUGGUGCUAACGGAAGAUCAUUUAUAAAAGUACAUCUGAAGACGUAUAUGAUGGUACAGGAAGAUCGAUUAGGAUUUAAUGAUUUCGUUGGUCAUACCUGGACCUUACCUCGCGUGUUUCUGAAGGCUUAUGUGACAAUGACACCGUUUACGCUCUACACUGGUGAAGAUGUUCAGCUAGCCUAUGCAAUGCAACAAAUUGGUAUCAAGUGUUUUCGACCACAACAGAGUGGACAGAAAUUUGCCAAAGAUACAUCGAGCACAAAGGAUAAAAACGCAUCGUUUAGAACUAACCAAACACCUAGAGAAUUAUUAUUUUGCACACUUUUAAUGCAGAAUUUUAGAUAUAUAAACUGCAUUAACUGUAAUGAUUCACAUAUUAUCGAUGAAUGUUUAAGUAAACAUUAUGUUCGAGCUAUGGCUGUAGAAAAGGCUACGAUCGAAAAAGACAAAACGGAUAAUAUCCAUGCAUGGUCAUAAUCAACAUCCUUUUUUUAUUUAACUUAUUUCUGAAAUUUUAAUCAUUUCUGACAAAAGAAUGCUAGGUGAAUAUGUCACUGACUUUAAGAAAUGUAGGUGAAACCAGGUUGAAUAAAGCUUAGAAUAACUCAAAUGCGGAACGUUUUAUAGAAGCCACGUUACGCACGAUAUUGGUGUCACUUUGGAAAUAUGGAUUAGAUGGCGGGUUAUUCAAAAUAAAUCUCUUAUCAUAUACA